AUGCUGCCCGUCCCGCCGCCACAGCUGCGCGAGGCCCGGAGCCGCGCGUGGGCGGCGUGGGGAACGGGGGGCCCCGGUGCCUUCGCAAGCGACCGGGGAAGAGGAAGAAGCGGGCGGGGGGGAGGUGCGGAGGCCGUCUGUUGCCACGGCGACAGCUUCAUGGCCGACCCCGACGGUGGCGGCCGCGAGGGGUUUGCGCUCAGCCCUCGCGGGCGUCAAAUUUCCGACGAUUUCUGCGAGGUGGCCGUUCUGGUCGACCCGCCGGGCGAGCUGGCGGUGAGGAGCGACGGCCGCCAGGGACGUCUGCGCGCAUCGUGGGCGCCUGCCCCGGGCAGCGACUUUGCGCUCCUCUUCCAGCUAUGCUAUGAGCGGGUGACGAAGGGCGGCCGCGCGACCCCUGAGCCCGCCGCCCCACCGCACGAGAAGACCGCGUACGACACUUGGGCGGAGCUGCACUUCCCCGACGAGGAGGCCGCCGUGUACAGGUUCCGCGUCAGGGCCCGGCCCUCGGACCAGAGUCAGUACGCAGGGCCCUGGAGCGAGUGGUCGCUGGCGGUGACGGCGGCCCCUCCGUUCGUCACCGGGAAGCUGGACGUCCGCUGCUUCACGGCCGACCUGCUGUCCGUCGUGUGUGAGUGGCAGAGCCCUCGAGCCGCCAACCUGAGCGACACCUCCUUCACGGCUUCCUAUCGACUCGGCGGGGGGCGAGCUCAGCCCUGUGCUGCUGAGUGGCAGUGGGAGGAGGAGCGGGACGAGGAAGCGGAGCGAGGCCCGACUUGGCGCUGCAGCUUCCCCGUGCACGAAGACAGCGCCGUGCUGGUGACCGUGAACGCCUCCAACGAAAACGGGCGGCACGAAGUGCAGCUAGGGCCCUUCCUCGUGCGUCAGCAGGUGCGUCCGGGCCCCCCCGUGAACGUGAGCGCCGAGCCCGACGGCUCCGGGGGCGACGUGACGGUGGCGUGGGGGCCGCCCAGCCAGGAGCUGAGCGAACACCUUCACUACGAGCUGCGCUACAUCGCCGACAACUCCUCCGUGUGGAAGCUCGUGAGUGUGGGCCAUGCCGAGGGAGGCCACCACCGGCUGCACAGCCUGCGGGCCGGGCCGGGCUACCUGGUGCAGGUGCGUGCCAGGCCCGACGGCGUGAGCCUCGCGGGAGAGUGGGGGGCCUGGAGCUCCCCCGUCAGCGUCAAGCCACGCGCCCCCACGGAUGGUGCCGCCUGGAUCAUCCGCGCGCUGGCGGUGGUGGCGCUGCUGCUGCUGCUGCUCAUGGCUCUGGGCGCGUCGCUCGCUCACGCCGGCAGAAUCAAGGAGCACGUGUGGCCUCCCAUCCCCAGCCUGGAGACUCACUUUGCCGGCCUCUUCCAGAGGUGGUUGGGCGAGUCGUACGAAGUCGGCUGCACAGUCACAGCCGACUCGAACGCGCAGGUCUGUGUCGUCGAGGUCCUCUCGGAGCUGACAGAGACAUCGCCCACGGCGGGGAGGAAGGAGUUGGGAACGAUGAAGAUCGCAGGGGAGACGGCAAUGAUCGACGUUUUCGAAGGAAAGAUUUUUGACGACCUCGGCAAGGAAAUCGAGCUCCCGCUUCUGAUCGAGUCCGCUCCGAGCCUCGUGCCAAAAUCCGUCACGGACCGGGGCGCCGGCAUCGGAUCCCCGCCGCCUCUACGCAACAACAACAAUAACAACAAGGACGCGAGCGUGGCCCGCCUCUUGCCGAAUGCAGCGAGGCUUGAGGACGACCUCUCAGACCGUCGGGCGUCCCCGGGCACCGGGGACAACGCGGCAUUGCCGCCGCCGCCGGGAGGAGACCGCGCAGACGAAACCUCGAGGACGCCGUGCCACGAGUACGUUUGGCACGGCCACGCGCCGUCUCUCUGGCCGGGGUCACCUUUCUCCAACGGGAAUUUCUCGAACCUCGCCUACGUGCCGCCGCUCGAGUCGCCGAGGCCUCCGGACGGCGCCGAUGCCGGCGGUGGUGGCGGCGUUGCCGUCGCCACGCUCGAGGCCGCGUCCACGUCCAGCCCGCGCUCCACUUUGCGGAGCUGCGAGGGCUCUCGGCAGCCGAGCAGUGCCAGCACCCCGCUGCUGGCGACGUCGCCGGGGCGUCACUCGUACGUGAACUGCGCCAGGCGUCCCGGCGCACCGUCGCGGACUGCGCCGUGCCGCCGGGACGCGAAGCUGCUGCCCUACGUGAACCAGUCGCUCGAGAGCUCCAUGUAGCGACCGACGCCGCGCUCGCCCGUCGCCGGCCGCAUUCCAUCUGCCGCGGUCGCCUGUUAGCUGCCGUGGUCAUCUGCCACUUUACCAGUUUCCAACUCAAACCUAGAGCUUUAUCCGAAUCCAGUGGCUGUAAUUUAGCGGGGAAAUCGAAAUCGGGGAUAACAGCAGGCGGCGGCAGUUCUCAAGGGAAGGGACUGGCUCACGGCACGGAUACCGUGCAAGAGAAAUAUUGGGUGUGCGGGAAACACCGGCGCUGCGUUGCGGCAAUCAAACGCAAAACAACAAACGCAUUGCAAACGCAAGAAGGACGCACCGUUUCGCAAACACGUUCUUUCACGUUAAUGCAUUGGUGACGCAGUGAAUGAGCUAUAUGAGUCAAAGUAAGCUAUGGGAUUUAUUCCAUCGCAUUACAGUUCUAAUAAGGACGCUACUCGCAGUACAGGGGGAACAGUGGUGUGGCGUGUUCAACUGCCGUGGGCCAUUUCAUAAUCAGAAUUUUUAUUUCUUCUGGAGGAAUAAAAUGAGCUAUAAAGCUAUUUUACACAGAUGUUAAGUAGGGGUGGGUCACUUGCCAUGGGUUGAGGCUUUUAUACCAGGAGGGCCCAAAAUAAAUCAAACAAAUCACAGCACAAGAUGUUGGUAAGUGGCUGUAACUUGGUAAGUCACUCAAUAUAAGUUAACGUAAAAUGGGAAUUUUGAGCACAAGUAGUCAUUGCUCCUGCUUCUGAACGGAAACCAAGGGGAGCACCUGGCCCGGCACCAUCGCCCCUGGCGACCGCCCGGCACCGGCACCGUCGCCCCUGGCGACCGCCCGGCACCGGCACCGUCGCCCCUGGCGACCGCCCGGCACCGUCGCCCCUGGCGACCGCCCGGCACCGUCGCCCCUGGCGACCGCCCGUGCUCUCGCUGCAGUGGCCCCCGUCAACGUGACGCUCGCCUCUCCGCAUCUCGUGACGUUUUGUGUCAGUCAAGGCGCGAGUACUCGUUAAGCCGAGAAAAACCACAACCGGCGCCGUCGUAUCAAGAACGAAACGAAAAUAAAUAAGCAGACGAGCGAAUCGCGUGCCUCCAGCCUAUGCGGACUGCGUAACACAUCUGUGUAAAUUUUUGGCGGUCGCUACGCUGCUGCUGCUGCACAUGACUGCCUGUAACCCAGCAACCGUGGAGGCAGCAGCAGCAGCAAGGGUUUGUGGAUCGCCGCACCCCAAUGCUGUGAACCUCCCUUCGUACGGGCGUUUGAAGAGGUGGCCGCACCCUAGCACGCCAGGAGGAGCUACAGCUACAUUCGGACUCCCGACAUUCGUCUGUGUGGGAUAGAGUCUUGUCCCCUCACUCGGGUGUGUUUUAUCCAGGUGCUCUGCUUUUCUCCCACACGUAAACACACGUGAGUUGCCCCAUAACACCGUCAUAUAUAGAGGGCUGCAGAACUUGGGGUGUAAUUUGGCGCUCUCUCAUCGCCUGGCUGCGGACUUCCCCCGCUCGUCUUUGGUUCGUUACGGGUAUCCCUCGCUUUGCACGGGUUCCCUUUCUACAGUUUCACAAAUACGCGGCUAACCUGUUGUUUCUAUCAAAUAUGAGCUCUACGUGGGUUGAAUUCACUCUCAUUUGGCGGCUAUGCGGUCGGGCAUGGGACAACACUGUGUACUGUGUGUACUGUGUAUGUACUGCGUGUGUACUGUGUACUGCGUGUGUACUGUGUACUGCGUGUGUACUGUCUGUAUUACUGCGUGUGUACAGUGUGUGUACUAUGUGCGUACUUGAUUUGAAGCUUUCGUGACUGCAGUAAUCCAUAUUCUUUGGUUCUUUCGGCAGUCACGUAGGUAGAAAACAUAAUAGAUCAUGACGUUUCGAUCGCAACAACAGCGACCGUCUUCUGAAAAAAGACGGUCGUAUGUGCGUACUGUGUGUGUACUCUGUGUAGUGUCGCAGAUUCUGGAGACGGAUCUUGGAGGCAACACUUGUUUAUUUAUAACACACAACAGUAACAGCCAGCUAUACAGCCUAGGAACACAGCCUACGGCUAGCGUGCCUGACACCGGCUACGCUCUCAGCUUCCUCCGACUAUGUAUUUCCUAGGGGAGGCUAUCUGACCCGACCUAGCUCGCUCGGACCCGGCCCUGAUAAGGACGUCGGGCCAGGGGUUCCCAGGGUCUUACCUAGCUUGCUCCGUCUUCUGUCUUCAACUGGCCCCGAGCCUGUAGAGAGGUCCGCCCUUUAUACACCUCCAAACCGAGGGGCGGGGUCCCGAGGGAUCGUAGGACACCCCGCAGCCCCCACCCGUUGGAGGGGCCCCGGGAGAUCACAGAACACGACACAGCCCCCUCCUGCUCCUGGGCGAGGGAUAUUGCGACUGCUCCUGCUGGACUGUGUCAGCCCCUACAGGUAGGUGUACCCAGUCCGUUCACAUCGCUACAUAUAGCCCAGAGGUCGCAAACGGGUUUUGAUUCCUUACCCGUACCCGGCCGCACCAGGGUCGCAAACGGGUACCCGUACCCGGCCGGGUACGGGUAGCCGGGUAUCGGGUAGGGUACGAGUAUCGGGUACCCGGUUGCGACCUCUGAUAUAGCCCAUACACGCCUCUACAUAUGUACUAUGUGUGUUGCGUGCACACUGUGUGUACUGUGUGUGUACUGUGCGUGUACUGUAAAUACUGUGUGUACUGCACAUGUACUGUGUGUACUCUGUG
This is a messenger RNA of Lethenteron reissneri (Far Eastern brook lamprey), 4903 nucleotides long. RefSeq names its product MPL proto-oncogene, thrombopoietin receptor (gene MPL). The record is from RefSeq and is a predicted model, not a curated record. NCBI's taxonomy places the organism in Eukaryota, Metazoa, Chordata, Hyperoartia, Petromyzontiformes, Petromyzontidae. Gene Ontology annotation, cellular component: membrane; external side of plasma membrane. Gene Ontology annotation, biological process: cytokine-mediated signaling pathway. Gene Ontology annotation, molecular function: protein binding; cytokine receptor activity.